Stegostoma tigrinum is the source of this 2274-nucleotide messenger RNA. RefSeq names its product cadherin-related family member 3-like. Gene Ontology annotation, molecular function: calcium ion binding. Lineage: Eukaryota; Metazoa; Chordata; Chondrichthyes; Orectolobiformes; Stegostomatidae. The transcript has 15 exons. The coding region runs from base 1 to 2274 and encodes 757 amino acids. Gene Ontology annotation, cellular component: plasma membrane. Gene Ontology annotation, biological process: homophilic cell-cell adhesion. The record is from RefSeq and is a predicted model, not a curated record.
AUGGACACAAUUGGUAGCAUCCUUGAAAUGUGUCUCAUUGUUGACUUCUUCCAAGGAGGGAUACCUGGUGUCGGUGGAUUUAUCAAGAUAGAUAAUCUACCAGCUACCAUCACAAUAAAAGAAGACACCCCCGCAGGAGUUGCUAUCUUUAAUUUUUCAGUCAUUACAACAAGUACAGAUGUUACAUUAACUCCUCAAAUAGCAAAUACCAAUCCAGUCAACAACAUUUUCGCUAUCUCUGUUACAAGUGGCAUGGAGUUGGAGGUGACGGUCUCAGACAACCUUGGCCUGGACUAUGAAACUCAAUCCAAUUACCUCCUGCUAAUCCAUGUCACAGAUAAUAGGGGAUACUCGGAUUUUGAAACACUUACGGUUUUGUUAAGUGAUGUUAAUGAACCCCCGAGAUUCCUGGAUAACCUUGCAAAUGGAGCUGUAUAUGUUGACUUUCUGGAGAAUUUAGCGGUUGGGGCAAUUAUAUACGAAGUUCAGGCAAUUGAUCCCGACAGGAAUGACAAUAUUCUUUCUUACUCUGUGAAUUCCUCUUUGGUCACAAUUCAUCCCAGUGGGAAAAGUGGAGCGAUUCUUGCAGCAAAACCAUUUCAUUAUGAAAAAGAUUUUCAUAGAUUCAGUGUAUUAGUAACUGUGAAGGACACAAUAGGUAACAGCAUCUCUGGGAUUGUGGUGGUUACUUUAAUUGACACAAAUGACCAUUGGCCAAUCUUGAAGCAAAAUGAAACAGUAUUUGAAAUCUCAGAAGAAACACCCCCAAAUUCAGUAAUUGGUAAAGUUACAGCCCAUGGUUCGGAUGAAGAUGGUGUUUUAAACAACUUGAUUUAUGUUAUGAGUACAACAAACCAAUACUUCACCAUUAAUUCAGUCACGGGUGAAUUGAUUGUAUCAGCAAUUAUUGACAGAGACAGUAAACCGUUCCGGAAUGUUCCAACCCAACAAUUUGAAGUUAUUGCCAGAGACAGCCUUUCUGGAGAUCAUGUGGCUUCUACGACAGUGAUUGUCAUUGUAACAGACAUCAAUGAUAACCAACCCUUCUGUUUCCCACAUACACACAGCAUCCAGAUACCAGAAACAAUUGAAAAGGGUUCAACAAUUGUCACCAUAUCCUGUGAAGAUAAUGAUGUGGAUCUUGCAAACAGCCAGUUCACUAUUUCACUUCAGCCUGCUCUCCGUGCUGCUGGGAGAUUUGCACUGGAUGAGAAGAAUAAUGAUACUAUUGUGGUUAUUGGAAACUUGGACUUUGAAGCAACCACUCCUCUCGAGGGUAACCAAGUUUACGUGAUGUCGGUAGUUGUCACAGAUAAAGCUCAUCCACAUUACCAGGAUACUGUGACUGUUUAUGUCACAGUCACUCCAGUCAAUGAAUUUAAUCCUUCUUUUGCCCAGACGUCUUACACUUUCAACAUAUCUGAAUUCAGCGAAAUAGGAGCAAAGAUUGGACAAGUGCUUGCAGAGGACAGAGAUCUUCCAGGCCUUGAACUCAUUUAUUCACUAGUAGGAGGGGGAAGCACUCUGGGCUAUAGUCAAUUAUUUUGGAUAAGCCCAGCCUCAGGGGAAAUACAUCUCGUGGCUCAACCAGACUAUGAGACAAUUGUCCAGUAUCUUCUGACAGUGCAAGCUGUUGAUAAAGACUCCAGUGAUCCAAAGGCUGCUACAGCUACUGUCACUGUAAAUAUUCUUCCGGCCAAUGAUGAACCACCUGACUGCCUUCCAAAGUUUUAUUCGAUGAUGAUUCUUGAUGACACCGCUGGGGGUACAAACAUUCAAGGGUUUCAGUUGGCCUGUACUGAUCACGAUUCCUCCCCUCAGUCCUUCCGUUACUUCAUAACUUCAGGCAAUAUCAACAACCACUUUCAACUCUCUCCCAGUGCUGGAUCAAACAUCACUAAGCUGAUACUUGCCCUUCCUUUUGACUACACACACGGUGUUGACAAAGUCACAAAUUAUAACCUUCUAAUUCAAAUAACCGAUGAUAACCUUCUGGCUGGAAGCAGAAAGAGGAAAGUUGUACAAACAGGAAGAGUAAAGAUCAACAUCAGAGUUAUUGUCCCUACACCCAGUACUCAAGAAACCACGACAACUCCCAAUAUUACCUAUAUCAGACUAUUGCAAAACACCUACCAAGCAGACUCCUGGUACAUACCACUCGUCAUCACUUUGGGUGGUUUAUUGCUGCUUGGAAUCAUGGGAUACUUAGCAUAUAUUUACAUGAAUUACAUCUGCUCUAUAUCAAAAUCAAAACUCAAGAAAAAGCCAUUGUAA